Molecule: messenger RNA, 1263 nt
Organism: Moesziomyces aphidis
Lineage: Eukaryota; Fungi; Basidiomycota; Ustilaginomycetes; Ustilaginales; Ustilaginaceae
Source: the annotation of a GenBank genome assembly
AUGGGUGCAGGGGCUGGCGCUUGGCAUGGACCAGCGUGUGCGCCACUUCUUCCAAGCCCUUCCGAGCGUCUGGUCGACCCAGUGCUCACACGCGAGAUUGGUCUCGGUCCGACUCUACUCUUUUCCGCACCAGGUCGUUCGUGGCCAUUAUCGAGACGCUCGCAUCGGCGGGGAAGGAGUCGGGCAGCUUGCCGCAAGGAAAGACAGGAGCGGACCGAGAUGUUGUCGCCACUCCUUUGCGCGUCCAUGCUGGGAGCGCAGCGCUGCUUCACGCUGAUGCUGCUCGCCGCAAUGCUCUUCCGAUCUGCGAGGGCAUUCGAGAUCCCAGAAGCCCUCAGGGCGGGUAGGGAGCUGGAACAAGUGCUGCGCGAAGCUCAAAUCGACUUUCCGCUGCUGGAGCUCUCCCACACGGCUCCAUCGGGCGUACGGACUAGCGCGAACGAGCUCAUGGCAUCGGUGCAGCGAGCGCGCAUCGCCAUUGCGCAGCACGUAAGCGGGAUCCGCCAUGGAGCAGACGAGUCAGCCGUUGACCACGCCCGUCGACUGCAAGAAGAGCUGAUGCGGCGUGUCGAAACUCACUACUCGGCUCAGCUUCAAGGUGUUGCGGUGGACAAGGUUGAGUGGCAACUUCACCGUGGACUUGCGGAUGGUGUGUCGGCGUCGAAGCAGCCGCACUUUGUGCAGAAUAUCCUCCGUCCCGCUCCGGAACUUUCGGAGCUGAUCAGAGCGCAAGACGAGACUAGGUUUGGCUUUGAGCUUCGCCGUCUGCAGGCGGUGUUGAAGCGGAUCAAUCCCGUCAGCGCCUACAAGCGUUGGAAAACGCGUCGUCUGCUCGCGCAGAUCUCCUCGGCACCUGUCAAGAAGGCGCAAGUCGGAACGAAGGCUCAAUCCGGAACGAAGUCCCAAGUCGGGACCAAUGGCAGUCCGACGCCUUGGAACAUUGACUUGCUGCGCGCUCGUCUGUCUUCAAUCACCGCGCUCCGGUCGACCCAAGUCGCGUCGGAGGCGAGUUUGGCUGAAGCGGAGGCAGCGGCCCAACGGCUCGAAACAGUCGCACCCAUCAAGUCGGACCUCAAGCUGGACAAGCCACCGCUGCCAAAGAAGACAAAACCGAAAAAGAUCAAGACGAUCAAGCGUCCGGGAUGGGAUGGGGUCAAAGCACCUCGCCGAUGGGCAAAGACGAUGCACCGCGUCGCGCCGGUCGACAGCUGGGACGACAUCCCGAUCCCCGGUAUGAAUCCUGUCCCUGUCGUGGCCCACUAG